Messenger RNA from Bemisia tabaci, 19950 nucleotides. RefSeq lists its product as uncharacterized. The record is from RefSeq and is a predicted model, not a curated record. Lineage: Eukaryota; Metazoa; Arthropoda; Insecta; Hemiptera; Aleyrodidae. Gene Ontology annotation, biological process: lipid transport. Gene Ontology annotation, molecular function: lipid carrier activity.
CGUCGGGCCGGUUGCCGCGAAACGCUCUCGGGCUACUUGUGCGUCGCCCCUUCGAUCGUAGAUAUCGGAGCCCAGCGCCGGAAAACCACUCAAGUGUUCGUUUCCUCGCGCGCGAGUUACGUCGUUUCUCUCCUGUUGUCAUGUGCCUUUUUGGAUACCCAUGAACGAGUGGAUGAAGACACGCAGAAUGGACUGCGCCCUUGGGGUCGCUCUACUUUUGGCUUUGACAGGGCUUACUGCAGCUUACCCAACAGAGCAGUGUGCCGCUUAUUGCAGAGACUCCGGUAAAACUCGGUUUGAUGUUGGCUAUCACUACACAUAUAAUUACAACGCAGAGACUAUCUCCAAAGUUGGAGGAAUUGAAGAGCUUGAUAGCCAAAGUGCCACAUUGAACAUCUCAGCUACUGUCGACAUUCAUGUCUUGACACCCUGCGAAUAUAGUCUUCAGGUGAGACGAGUAAGAUUGAACAAUGUCGAGCGAUCAGGUUUCUCCGCAGCAAUUGAGAGGAGCCCUCUGCGAUUCUGGAGUCACGAUGGGGCCAUUAAACGGAUAUGCCCCCCAAUCGGUGAGCCUGAAUGGGUGCUUAACAUUAAGCGUGGUAUUCUCUCCAUCAUGCAGAACAGUAUGGAAGAUCUACAAGAACAUACGGUGAAAUAUGAGACUGAUAUUCUCGGAACUUGCCAGACGUACUAUGAUCCUUUGUUCAGCUCGGAGUCAGGUUUCUCAGUUGUCAAAACUAAAGACCUACAAAAAUGCUCAAAUCAUGCUGUUACUCGCUCUGAAAAUGCUAUUCCUCUAAAAAAAUCCAUCACUCUAUUGAGAGGUGGCUACAAGUGCUUUCAGAGCUUUACUGCAUCUGGAUGGAUUCAGGCUGCACAAUGUUCAGAAACUCAGCUAUUUCAGCCUUUUUCAAAUGGAGACAGUGGAGCGAAGACUGUAAUAACUUCAUCUCUCUCUUUUCGAGAGAGGCUCGACUUUGACCCAUCCACUCCGGCUGAUAAAAUUGGACCAUUCUCCACUUUAAAGUAUCAAACUACUGAUCCCUCGCUGGAAGUUAUGGAUGAUGAAUCUGACGAGAGCACUGUUUUCUCUAGGAUGAACAACAUAUUGCAAAAUCUGCAAAAGUCUUUUGUGAAUGGGAUCUCAUCCGACUUUCCCCAGUACUUCAACCAACUCAUUUCAGAAUUACAACAAUUGGAUAGCGCAAGCCUUGAAAAUGUAAUUUCCUCCAGCCUCGAUUCCGAUGAAAUCGACCACAAAAUUCUCAUUGAAGCCUUGACUCAAGUAAAAACAGAUGAAUCUCUCGCAGCAAUUGACAAUCUCUACUUUUCUGGACAUUUAUCAGAAAAUGAAAUGGAUGCUGUGUUUUCAAUGAUGCCUUAUUUAAAAUCACCAACACUCCGAACCAUUUCAACUCUUACCCAUCUGAUCAGUAACAGUGCCCUUGACAAAAGCAAAAUGAUGUUGCCAGCCUCUUCAACCAUUCAUUCGUUCUGUCGGAACAAUUUCGACUGCAGGCAGAAUGAAGAUAUUCAACUUUUAAUGAAGUGGAUUGAGGUACCUCUUGGUGGUUCUUGUUCUGCGAACAGUGCCCAGCGUCAAGAUGAAAUCAUCAUUGCACUCAAAGCUAUCGGAAAUGCUGGUUUUAUUUCUAACAUUGAAAUUCUCAAGUCUUGUUUUGAGAGCUCUGAUAAUGCAGUAAAAAUUCGUCUUGCAGCCAUUGAUGCCCUCAGAAGAAUGGAUUGUAACAUGGUCAGAUCUUCGAAGGUGCUUCAUAUUUACUCAGAGCUGAAAGAAAAUCCUGAGGUGCGCAUUGCUGCCUACCUAGCAUCCAUGCGCUGUCCCUCUGAUUUUUUGUUCACUUUGGUCAAGAACACGCUUCUUGUUGAAAACACCAACCAAGUCGGCUCCUUUGUCUGGACCCACCUUGAGAACCUAAAUAAGAAGCACUCACCCUACCAGCAUCUAAUUCGCUCUAUUAUUGCCAAAAGUCAACUUAAAAACAAAUUCAACACCGAUGCACGAAGAUUUUCUCGGAACUAUGCAGGCACUACAUACUUUGAUUCCAUCAAUGUGGGCUCUGCUGUUGAUGCUAAUGUCGUUUUCAGCCCAGAAUCAUACUUACCAAGGUCUCUGGGUCUCAACCUCACUGUGGAUGUCUUUGGCGAGUCUGUCAACUUGUUUGAUUUCGGAGCAAGACUUGAGGGUUUUGAGAGUAUUGUGGAAGGAAUUUUUGACCCAGAUGGUUACUACCCAGACAAAAAUAUUAGAAGCAUGCUCAAAAACUUAAAAGUUCAAAGCAGUUUUGAAGAAAAUGAAAUCAGUGAACUUUCUGACACAUUUAUGUCUAGCCGCACACUCCUAAAAAGCCCCCAAGGUUUAAUAUACAGCCGAGUUCUGGGUAAUGAGGUGUACUUGAAGCAGUUUGACAGUGUGAAAGAGGUGAUUAACUUGUCAGAUGAGUUUGAUGAUAUACUAAGAAAAUUGCUCCAGUCACAAGUUGAUUUCUCAAAGUCAACCCGAUUUCUUGACUUGUCUUAUGAGUGUCCUACCAGCAUCGGACUCCCUUUGAAGCUGAAGAUCAACGGAACAGCAGCAUUGAAAUUCCAAUCGUCCGUACAGUCAUCGCUGGAGAACUUUUUUAAACCCAAUUCAGCAGCGUAUAUCAAGCUUUUUUUCAACCCAAGUGCUGUUGUGCAAAUUAAUGGUGAAAUAACAAUGGAUGCAGUCGUGGAUUCAGUCGGACUGUAUUCUUCCAGUGAGCUUCACACAAAUUCGUAUUUGGAUCUGGAGAUUGAUUUCGACUCUGCAAAAGUUUUAGAUGUAAAACUUAAUUUCCCGCGUCAGGAGAGUGAUAUUUUCAGCGUUUCUUCAAAGUUAUUUACGAUGGAAAAUGGCGUCAAAACAGAGGUGGAUGGAAUUACGGAGGAUAGCGAGGAGUGGGAGUAUUGUACGCCUGAUAAGCUCUCAAAAGCGGUCGGUUUCCAGGCAUGCUCCAAACUUAGAUAUGCCAAUGCCUCUCAAUUCGACAAUGCGCCCUACUUCCCAUUGACUGGACCUUUUGAAUUCUCCACCCAGCUUCAAAAAUUUGAUAAUUUUACUGCUUAUCACCUCAAGUAUCAAAACCAGAGAUCAGACGUCAGCCCAAGCGCAAAUGGUGCAGUAAUUUUCUUUGACACCCCUGGUUCAAAAGUUGAGCGCCAGUUCGAAGUGAGCUACUUUGUGGAUUCCAAUGAUGGUCUGAUUCGAUUCAAUGCUCAAGCAGAAUACCACAACACCAGUCUGGCUGUUCUCGACUGCAGUCUAGCUCGCAAAUCAGGAGCAGAGUCUGCGCAGCAAAAUUAUGACUUCAAUUGGGAUGUAAAACUCCUUGAAUUCCCACAUAUUCAUGGAAAAGGAAAUAUGUAUUAUCAAGUAGGAGGAAAGUAUGUCGGAUCUUCGGUGGAGCUGCAUGGCAUAACCAACAAACCACUCUCUGCCAACGUCAACCUGGCACUCCUGGACUUCACAAAAAAUUUCGUAUUCAAUGUUGCAUCCGGUGAGGAUAAUAUUCUCAAUAUUGGAGGUAACCUCAAGACUUUGCCCUCGCGAGUGGACUCAAAAUUCAGCUUGACUUACUCAUUGCCCGGCAAAAGAUCUGAGAACAUUCGUGUCUCUUAUCUGUGGGCUAAUGUAAUGAAAAGUGUGUCCUGGAAAGACAAAAUGCAACUCUCUGUGAAGUCGUCAGAAUUUCCUGCCUACAACAGUAAAAUUGUAUGGACCCUGAUCCGUGGCCAAAACUUCUUUGAUAUGAACACAACUCUUGGAAUUGGAGGUUCUGAUUGGCAAAGUCGACAGUUUUAUCGCAACUGGCGGACGGCAGCCGGUCAUGUGUACUUUACCGUAGAAGCCUCGCUUGCAAAUCCUUCCAAAAACUUGGACUAUUCCCUGGAGUUGGAUUAUCAGAUGAAAGCCAAGCAGGUAGAUUUAAAAUUUUUAGCACAGUUAAACGAAUUGCAGAAAAUCUCACUGGACGCCUCCUAUGACAAGAAAUCAACUUUUGACAGGAAUUUUGAUUUAACAGUGCUUUCUCCAUGGAACAAAGGUGCUCUUUCCGCAUCGCUCGUAUCACAAAAUUUGGGGCAGUCUUCUGACAAGGAGGAGCUUUCACCUCAAACAGGAUCUGCCAUCCCCGACUAUAUGACCCUAUAUGUCAAGGGUAACUGGACAACGGGUAACAGCAAAACGCAACACUUGCAAAUAGAUGGAGGAUAUAAAUCUCUCCUCUUCAACAAAGUUCUCGGAGAAAAUUACCACACCUUUUAUUUGACCAUCAAGCUUCCCGAGGCAGUAUCUGACAGGAAUCCACUAAAUUUCAAAUACUCAAUAGAUACAUUUAAGCAACCCAGAUAUGUUAAGUUGGAUGCAUCUUUCAAGGAUUAUGGCGCAAGCUACACACUCGUCAGUCGAAGUCAAGGAGACCUAUCUAUCAAAUUUCACCUGCAGACGCCUUUCAAAAAGUACACUGGAGAAAUUAAAGGGGACAGUCUUGAUGAUGAGAGUCAUUUAGUAAUGGACUUAAACCUGUCAAAAUGUAUACAUUUUGAAUUCAAUCAAAAAAAUGCCUCAGGCAAACAAGAGAUCGACGGCAAGCUGUUCUGGGAUUACAAUGGAAACAGGAAUAAAACCAUCGGCAUAUAUCUUUACAACUCAGAGGCUGAGAAAAUUGGCAAGCUGUACCUGGAACAGCUAUUUAUGGGAUUAAAGAUGAAGCUAACAUCGGAAAAACAAGAAAAUUCCCUCCAACAUAACUUCUUGUUCUCCACAAGUUGGGGUGAAAGUGAGCAAAAUAUAAGCGGUGAACUGAAACUGGAUGGGCACUUGUUGGACCAUAAAUUCCAACAUUUGAACAGUGACCUAGGAAAAAAUACAACUCGUCAAGAAUUGACUCUCUCAACCUCAAUUGUAACACCAGUCAAAAACUUUGAGCUACAAUGGAUCGAUCUCAUACACGUCAAAGAAAUCUCGGAAGAAUCAUUUGUUGCAGAUAGUUCUUUCUUUUGGACAUUAACAUCUACCAAGGUUUCGUUAUCUUGGCAUGAAAUGUCAGAUCCUUUGUUAGAAGGUCAGGGUCUGGACUACUUUGGUUCCGAACGACUUGGCCCGCAAUAUUUUACUCGUCCUGAUUCUGCUCAUAACGAUAACUCACCAAGUGCAUGGAUUGAAAGGAAACUCGGCGCAAAAGUGGAGACAAUAUUCAGUAAUCACAAGACAGCAGCUAACUUCCUUUACUUCAAUGACUAUUCAGAUCUAACUGCUGUUGAUGUCUCCUUUAACUACACCUCUGACGAUAAUGGACUGAAAACCAGCUUGGAUUCUACCUACAACUACGCUAUGCCCCUCCUUCAUAUGGACCUGAGUAAAAAUCAGACAGAGUCCCGUUUGAAUUUCAAGUUCACCAGUCCAACGAAAGCUUUAACCUCGUUCACUAGCAACCUUGUUAUGGCCAGCUCGCUCAACUACGCUAUAUUUGAAACCAAGUGGGAACCUAACAAAAAUAUUACUUUUUGGUACUCGAUUGAUUUGCCUAAUUACAUAGGAACUGAAUUUAUGUCUCCUUUUAAAAAUUAUAAACUCUUUACAUUCCAGUUCAAGUCCAAAGACUCGACAGAUAUUCUCACAACAACCUCAAGGAGAGAGGCAGAAAUUACCGCGCAGUUCAAUGACCAGAAAGCCGCAGCGUCUUUCCUAGGCAAAAGUAGAGAUUCCGGAUUUGAUGGGUCGUUAAUGCUGUUAUGUCCUACAAAACUAGACACUCUUCACAUUUUCAUCAGUCAUGACUGGGAUGAUGUCAAAUUCUCUGAAAAGUUCAGCGUCAAAUCUGGAUCAUCGAAACAAACUGUGGUUGAGGCCAGCAUUGAUUUUCGUUUUCAGGACUAUGCAGACUUUGCUGUAAAAACAGAUUUUGCAACAACAAACAGUGUUCUUCUCCUUGAAAUUGUCAAUAAAUUUGAAUCGCAGGGCAUGAACUGCUCCCUGAAUGGCAAGUGGAACAAAGAACACAUUUUACUAAAGUUAAAUGGAGAAUAUAUCAAUGAAAUCGAUGAAACACUGGUUCAGUGUCAGUUUUCCAUGUCUGGUUCUCCAUUUAGAAAAGACUACGAUAUUAUGUUUCAGCAUUCCCACAAUGAUUUAGAGUAUGAUUCUCUCAUAAUUUUACCUUUUGGAAUGAAGUUAGAACACAGUCUCCUGUUACAAAAUUUGCUUAAUUGGAAAAACUCCAUCUUAAUGAAGUCUAGCAGUAAAUCUCUUUCAAUCGCUAAUGAGCAAAACUAUAACACUAGCUGGUUUGGACAUUCAAUGAUUACUGAAAUCUCCGGGCAAAGAAGUUCAUUGGAUGUUAAUCUGCACUUUGAUGAUGAUGAUAGUACUCUCAAAAACUGCUCGCUUCUUGUAAUAACUCCGUGGUCUCACCCGAUUAAUGCUAAGUACAACUUUUUCAAAGCUUUCAAAACUGUUGUUUUGGACUCCGGAGAAAAGUCACUUCUGUUCAGCGAUCAUUCUCUCACUUUACAGUAUCAGAACAACAAAGAAAUUAGCGUUAAAGCAAGCGGACAUGCCGCAACCGCUCUUAAUUUUGUGUACGAUGUUGUAUUCAGCUCACCUUACCACAACAACAGCCACGUAACUGUAAAAUGUGACUGGGCGCAACCACUAAAAGUUGCUUGGGCUGUGUUCAGGCAUAACCAGCAUGUAUAUGAAACCCGCUUUGCCUAUUUGCGGCAGGGUCUAGUCAUGAAUAGCAGUCUAACUUUUUCCCAAAACUCUACUCAGAUUUCUGUAUCACAGCUAAAUUUCAAUUUAGCCUCUUCCAAUAUGCAUGCAGAACUUUUCACGAUGUUCAGAAAUAAGAAGUACAACAUUCUUUUUGAAUCGCAAUUGCAGGAGAACAAAUGUAAGGCUCAGCUAGUGUUGAAUUCACCGUUCGACCAGUGGAAAAAGUUGAUAAUUUCGCUUGACUACGAUACCUCUAAAAAUGUCAAAAUGGCCGUUGUAAACUACGAAAAAAACGCCGAUUCUGCUAGUCUGUCUGCUACAUUCAUGCAAACUUGGUCAUCGAUGAAAGCAAGUGCUGCAUUGAGCACAAAUUUUCUCGGGAAAACACAAAUCUACUCAUUAGCCGGAGAGUGUGACUAUUUAUCAAGCGAUGACCUAACUGCCUCUCUUAAUUAUAUUCACAAUGACGAAACCUCCAAGUUCUCAGGUAAAUGGAGGAACAAGAGAGAUGAGAAGGCAGCCCAACUUGAAGUUACCUCUCCUUAUAAAGGAUUUAGGGUCAUGAGUGGCUCUUUCAGCUUGUUGAAUCAAACGCAAGAUCUCUCUUUAGACUUUAGUGUUGGCAUCAAUGAAUUUAAAUUGACUUCUGGUAUGCAAAUUGAUGCACGGAAACAAAAUUACAGCUCUUUCUUUACUCUAUCCGGACUGCCAAACUCAAAAGACUUCUCCACUAGUUUUCAUUUUUUGAAAGACGACUCCUAUUUAUUCACUGCGGAUGCAGCCUCUGGCGGCAAUUUUGUCAAGAUGCAAGGAUCAUUGAUUCAGACUGGCAUCCAAUCUCAACUCAUGAUGAACGUUAACUCCAGCAUCAAAAACUACGAACACUCCUAUCUGACCGUUGCUUUAAGAUAUCCUUAUCCGAAUUCCACAGAGCAUCAUGUCCAAGCCGAACUUUUCCUAUCAAACAAUUUGUGCACUUUCAACGCUGAAUACAACCCCAACAAUAAAGGCUUCAGGGAGGGACGUUUUAAUGUAAGUUUUCCGAAGUCAUGGAAAAUUGUUGACAUGUCUGGACUGUAUAACAUCAGCCAGUUUCUUGAAGAUCAGCUAAGUGCUGAAAUGUAUCUGCAAGUAGGAGAAAGUGUUAACAAGUUUUCAUUUUCUGGCAGUGCAAAUCAAGCUGCCCUUCAAACCUUCUUGGACCUCCCAAUUUUGAAACGCAACUUGAUAAACGCUAAUAUGACUCGUUUUGCUGAUGCAUCUGAAAACAACUACCAGUUUUUCUUUAACAUGAUGGACGAUUCAAUGACAGAGAUUUACUUCAACUCAUCAGUGAAAAUAUCUCAAACGGAGCUUUUAUUAACUUGCACAAGUUCUUUUUCUGAAUUUCAGACCGUACUUCUUCACUCAAAUUUACAAGAGAAAGUACCAUUUGUGUCUUUCAAACGAAAUAAUAAUUCUGUUGAUGUGAUAUUAGUUUACAAUGGCUUUAAUUCAGUCAACUUCUCGAUGAAAAUAAGAGAUCAAUUUCUGGGCAACUGGGAUGCUUCAGGGGUUUUAUCAACCGACAAACUGAAGCUCACUGAAAAAUCUUUAAUCUUCAUUGUGGAAAAAGAAAAUGCUGUGUGUUUAAAACUGGACUCACAUUUCAAUCUUUCGCGUUCAAAACCAGCUUUAAUGUUACAUUUGUUCCUCUUCGAGAGUCUCAGCUCUCGGCUCGAUGUCAAUUUUAAUUUUGAAAAUCUCCCAAGUGUCAGCUUCUUGUUUAGUUUCAAUAAUGAAACUAAGUUAGUGCUAAAAGCAGAAACAAAUUCAGACCUAACUGGAGGAAAGUUUCAUUUUAAGUGUACAACCAACUUGCUACCUCAUCCUCACCAAAACACAACGUUUGAUUUAUGGGUAACGCCAAAAGGAGAUGUAACAACAUUUACGUACACUCGAGUGAAUCAAAAGACAAGCAAGACACGUUCUGGUUUCUUUGCAUUUUCUCUACUUCGUUCUGUUAUUCUAAUUGAAAACCCACGUUCAAGUGAAACAUUGAAAUUUCACCUUGACUACAAUUUCAAGGGAGUAAAUAAGUCCAUCUCUCUCCAUGCUCGGAAUGGAACAAAGUUCCUUGAUUUGGAUGGUAGUGUAUUAACAGGCCCUUCAUCAUUUGACUUGAAACUUCUGCGAGUGUCAGACAAAAAGCGUAGCACCUUAAACGCUAAAUGCAAUGUUUCAGAGGGAAUGGAUCUCUUGUUCUCUUUUGCCGCAAACUCUACUGAUCUUUUCAAACUAAAAGUGUUCGUUGAUAGUUUUUCAAAAGUCGAUGCUAUUUUUAGUACCUCUCUGUCACUUUUAAAGAGUCUGCCUUCUCUUGUAGAACUCAAUUAUGAUCUUACACAGCAAAAGAAAGUGUUUGUGGUGUCAGCCAAACACAAAGGAUCUAGUCAUGUCAUAAAUACAAUGAUUGACAAAGGUGAUUUUGACGGCCAUCUUGCUUUAAAUGUCUCCAGUCCAUUGUUACCUGGGGUGAGGAAAAUUAGUUUCGCAUCUAAUUAUAAUUUUUCGGACUUCUCAAAAGUGGAAUUCAACUCAGUAAUGGCUGCUGACUCUUUGAAAGGAAAUUUUUCUUUAAAAUCAAACUUGGAGAGUACUCUGUUCAUAUCUAUCCUGGCAGUAUCUUCCGUCAAGAAUCAUAAGAGCUUUCCCAUGGGUAUCGACUUAUCAGCAGAUUUUUCAAUUGAUAAUAAAACUGUCACUUUAAGUGUCUCUAAUCCCGGUCAAAAUGUGAAAGAUGAUUAUUCAGCGCACCUUUACUUCCAAAAUCUCACUGCUGAAAACAGAUUGAUCUGGAAACGAAAUGACGAAAUGCGUUUUAUGACAUCGUUGUCUUAUGAUUUUUCCUCUAAGCGAGAGUUCGCUUUUAGUCAGAAGAAAGAUUUGGAGCCUCUACAAGAAUUAAAUUUCAAUUUAACUAAGGUGCAAAAUGGGAGUGUGUCACUUACAAACAUCUGGAAUAUAACCAGUUUCGAAUUGAGCUAUGAUCUCUUGAAAAUUGAUUCGAUAAACCUUGAAAUGAAUUAUCUGAGCCAAAAAUUUAACUGUCAAGUUUCGUCCUCAUUACUCUUUGCGCAUUCAUCGCUGGAUUCAUCCUUGUCAUUCCUUUGGAACAACACUGGCACUGACUCAGCUGUCUCCCUCCAAGAGCCCUUCAAACUUAAAAGCCGAACCCAGCUAAGUUUUGAUGUGAAAAAAAGUUUUGUCCGGUCAGUUUUAUCUAUCUCUGAAAUGGACUACUUUAACCUCUCUUACUCUCAUAAUCUGAUCGGACCAGAAGAAUUUGGAAUGUCAGAUGUAAUAGACCUAUUACUCUAUCAAGGUACUGGUGGUCCAGGACUGGUCAAAAGUGAGAUAGCUCUCUCCGAGAAAUUCUGGAGCACUGACUUGAAAGUAGAUGCUGAAUUGCGAGUAAAUCAAAUAACUGCUGAUCUGGACAGUGACCUCCUUGGUAGCAGUCUGAAGUUUAAUGUGAAUAUGGGAGGAGAACCUAAGAUUGUAGGGGCUUUGACUUUCAACUAUAAUGAAUCUCUGAACCGUUUUGCUUCUAUCAUCCACUAUCAAUCUGAGUAUAACCACAAGUUCAGCAUUCAAGUUAACUCUACUGGAGCCCAGCCAUCUAAAGAAAUUUACUCCAGUUUCUCAUGGGAUGAUGAUGUUUUGUUCCUUAAUUUCACGUUUGAUUUGAACAUUGAUCGAAGCACAAUCAAUGCUGCUGUGAAAAGUAGUCAUUUUCAGGACAUGAGUGUUAUGCUCAACUAUGAUAUCAGGUCGGAAAGUAAAUUAGCAAGAUUAGCUACAAAGGUUGGUUCGAGCGUGUAUGUCUUGAAAGCACAGUCCACCUCCACGCCGACAAACCAAACACUUCAGCUAAGGUUCAAGUCUCCCAUAGAGGGUUAUUCUUUGCUCCUGCUUUCAGCCGAGCUCUCAUCUUUUGUUGAUGGUACACUAGUUAGAGAAAAGUUUGGUACCUCUUUGGUCAAAGAGACUUUCGAAACCAAGAUAGAUGCAUCUUUUGAAGUUGAUUCGGAUCCUGAAAAUCCAAAAUUUUCUGUUUUGGUGAGUGGUAAUAACAUACUAGAAUGGAAUGGCAAAGUGAGAAACUGGUUAAUAUCUUUACGUAGUGAGAGAAUUCCAGUGAUGAACAUUGCAAUCAAAAUUUCCAAAUGGAAACCAGAAGCAGAGUUAGAGACGAAAAAGAAUGUUUUAAUGCAAUUAAAAGGUUCACCUGAGAGUAUGAAUCUGUUGAUAGAUUUUCCUGAUGUAUCAAAAAGUAUCAAGGUCAACUACUUACUUGCUUUCAACAAGACUCAAAAAUCUAUGAACUUCAAUUUCCUUCGAGGAAAGGAGAAAAUGUUCACUAUGACUGGCCUCGUAAACUUUGAUAAAGUGGGCGUGACAAGUUUUGAAGUGAAAGGUUACUGUCAUCCCAUUGGAACUUACGAGUAUUCAGGUAUCUAUAAAAACCGCGGUAAGCAGUCGAUCAUUUUAACUCUAAAGCACAAUGAGCAAGUCAAUGAGAUUGAAGGUCAUUUUCGAUACACUAUACGCAGCUCCUAUUUUGAUUUAGAGUUUGAAUCAUCUUUGAAUAAUCAGAGGCGCAUGCACGUAAAGGGCAGCUAUGACUUCAAUGAUCCAAGUGUGAAAUCAGCGUCUCUGUACAUUUCUUGGAACAAUCAUGAGCUUAAAGCUAAGUUUGGAGGCCGCGUAACAGCAAAGGUGGUCUCCGCUGAAAUGCUCAUACUAUCCACAAUCAAAGCUGUAGAAAAUAUAAAUGUUAAAUUUGAGCUGACCUCCCCAAGCUCAAAAGAAAACAACAUUAGUCUAGCUGCUCACGUUAAUGAUGCUGACUACAAACUGAAUUGCAAUGUUUUGAUAGAGAAGUUCAACGUCACCGGUAAUCUAAAUGUAAUAUUUCCGUCAUUUAUCCUCAAAGACCUUAAAUAUGAAGUCUCGCUUCAAGAACAGACUUUUAGGAUGAAAAUAGGACACAGUGGUGAAGAAUUAACCUCAGUGAUGUUAGCAUAUGAUUUGACCUCUCAAGAAUUGCUGUACUUGACUUUCGACGCAUACCAACAGAUUUUACCCUUCUCCAGUGGUUAUUAUUCAGGUGGCAUUGUCGUGGGACCGCAGGCUGGAACUGGAUUUGCAUAUCUGAGCAAGAGGCAGAGCAAAAAUAAUGUGGAUCUUUUAGAAGAAGGAGAUUCUUACUUUGCAAUUCAAGGACGUAUCUCAAGGCAGUCGAAAGCACUCAACGUAACUUUGAAAUAUGGUAAUGAAACGGAUGAAAUAAUUCUUAAUUACAUCAACCCAGACUUUAGCCAAAGCAUUUGGCAAAGGCGUCUAUUUGUGGAAGUUAAACUUCCGUCUUUGUCUCAAAAUGCUACAAAGAUUGACUUUAGUUUGUCUGGCUCACCAAUUAGUCCUGAAAAUGAUUCUUUGCGGUGGGAUUUAGACCUAGAGUCGCCAUUUAAGUUCCUAUCAAAAUUGAGCAAUCACUUGCAUUUCGGUAUAUCUCCGACUUCAAGAAAAUUCAAUUUCUUACUAAAGUUAUCGGGGGAUAUUGUUGAGAAAGAUAAUAUCAUUCGAUUGGAUUUUAAUUUCGAUAGCGUCACCAAGUCCAUAGAUCUCCUAAUUUUGGAAGAAUUCUUGUGCUUUGAAGUUCCAACAAUAAAAUUUAAUGGUUCAUGCAAGUAUGAUCUGUGGAAAGAAUUGAAAAUGAACUCGAACAUCACUAUAAACGAAUUAUUGUACUCAUAUGAAGGUAGUUGUAAACUUGAUAAUGAAUUCCAUGCCACAGUAACAAGUGAAACACCAUCGCACGUUUUAACGCUGAAAUUUGGAGGACAUAGCAUUGAGACUGAUACUUCAUCACUAAAAAUGUUCUAUGUGGUAACACCAUCUUAUCAAUUGACUUAUACAUCUGAUUUUACAAUCAAUAGCUUGAAUAAGUUUUUAUUUAUUUCCUUGCCCGGUUACGAAUUAACGGCAACUUUCUCUGGAUUGACAUCGGCAUCAUUGAAGCACAUCUUCGACUAUUCUUUCUUCACACCUACCCACAAAUACUUGGGCUCCUUUAAUUUGGUCGACAACUCUUUUAAGGUUCAACUAUCCUCAAAAGAGCCACUAAAUAUCUCCGAAUGCUCUCAUCAUAAUGACUCUUCCUCCAGCUGUAGCAUCGCCAAUUUAAAAGUUGGACUUUUAUCAGUAUCAUUCGAUGAGGCCUCCUCGCAAUACUCUUUUGAAGCAAGUAUGACGGAAAGUGAAGACAUGUUUGAAGCUCCUCUAAAGAUCAAGCACCUAACUGGGCUGUCAGUGAAUGUGACCAACUCGGAUGAAGAGGUGUCCCUCAAAAGUCGAGUCAAUUUUAAAAGAAUUCGAAACAAGCCAGUCGAAAUCGUUUUCAAGAAAAAUUGGGAUACUCUGCAAAUUACCGUUUUGGAUGAAGUUUCCCUUGAACUUCAUCUUCGAAAACAUAGAAAGCGGCCAGAAACGGAACUAAGCUGGGGUUCUUUUAACUUACAAGUGUUUAAUGUUUCUCAUAAGCUAGAUUGGGCCUGUUUCCCAGCAGUUGAGCGUUUUCAUCUCAAUGUCAAAUUUGAAUUUUACCCCCACGCACAACCUACAAAAAUACUUAAAAUGUCACUGCUCAUCAAGAACAAUUCUACCCACAAAGUCGGUACCUCUGGCAAAUUUUCUUUUAGCAAAGAAAACACCAAUGUGAUCGUGAAUUACAACAAUGGCUACAUAAACAUUGAAUCCUCCUCUAAAUUGGGACAGAUCGCAUUCAGCUCAUUCAUCGAAAACCACUCUGACAAAAUUUUCUUUGUUGCGCUUUUCAACAUAGAUGAAAAUAAACACAUGGUUAGUUUUAUGCAUCAGAAGUCGCUGCCUCUUGACUCUUGGUCUACGAUUGUGUCUCCGCUACUUCCUGUCGAAAUGCUGAAAAUCAGCAUCAAGUCAGAAAAUUUAACUAUCCUUUUCAAUGUGAUAACCAAAAAUAGUACAGUUAAACCUGACUUAUUUGUCAAAUUUGGUGUUAUUCCACAGAAAGGAUCUGCAUUUUUGUACUAUAAAAAUCUACUAUUCUCUCCACUCAGUUCUGUUACAGUUGACUGUGAGUGCAUUUUGGAGGAAAAUAGCAUCCGCAAGUUAUACCUCUCGUCAUUUGUCCUUUACAAAAAUCUUCCGUCUGAAGUCGUGGCUGCCUACGCAUCAAAUGGCAAUCAAAUUGUGUCUUCUUUAAAUGUUCAAGUCCCAUAUCAAAAUCUGAAAGACUUCCAGUUCUCGAUCUCUUUACCAUUAAUUUUGACAUCUCAUUACAAUGCAAGCUUUGUCUUGAAUGUUGAUAAGGCCAUGAUCUCCUCUGGUAGCUUAAUCCUCACUCACAGAAUCAACAACGAUACAACAGACUACUCAGCUGAUGUAGAUUUCUGGUCAUCCAGCCACAAGUCAAAAACAGUGCUUCAGAUAACGCGUCAAAAAGAUUCCUUAAGCCACUUUGCCUUCUCUUCGAAUUAUAAAAAGAGUCUCGUUGCUGUUCAAUACAAGAAAAACACUACUGGAGAACUAACAGAACAAACUUUUACAGUAUUUUGGAACAUGCAAAAAAUUCUAGAUGCCAAGCUUGGAACCAACUUUAACAGAGAUGCGUUCCUUCUAGAUUCAGAGAUGCAAGUCAUGUUAAUGUCUUAUGUCCAAAAAUAUGCAGCUAAAAUUCAGUUCUUGAACAAAGAUGAGAAGAAAGUAGCGCUAUGGCUUCAACACCCAUCACUUAAUGAGGGAAUGGGAUUCACCUUUGCCCAUCGGUACGAUUCAAUUUUCAACAAUACGCUUCUAGUUCACGUUGACAUGCCCUUCAUCAAUGGUUUUCCAGUCCUAUCACUCAAUAUUUCAAAUCGAAUUGAUGUCUUGCAACAAUCUGCAAAUGUAAACUACUAUGCUCGUUAUAAUAAUUCUUCUGUCCAAUUCUUAGUUACUGGAGCCUCAAAUUACCCAUGGUAUAGUUUUAGCCUCGACGCAUUACUCGAUGAUUCACCCCUGGGCGGACUGGUCCUGGCCAAAUCUGUCUCUGGCUUGUCAUUUGCAUUGACCACUCCUAAAGAAAUCUCCGACUCCUUGUUCAUUGAUUACUCACCGAAAGAAAGUAUGCUUUCAGUUGUUACAAAUAGUGUUCACCUUCUUAAACUGUCAUAUGCUAUUGAGUUACCAAAUCUUGAACCUGCCACCUGGUACAAUAAACCAUUCCUCAUUCAAGUGACUGCUUUGAAUCCAAUGCAGCCCGUUCAUUUUCGUCUCUCACAGACGAUCAUUUUAGAUUUUUAUGAAACAACUCUUUUGGUCCGAUAUCAUCUGGACACUCAGGAUCGGUUAACUGGCAUUGGUUUCACUUAUUCUAAAACAGAUUCGUAUCGAAACUUAGAAGUUGAAAUGUUCGAUAAGCAACUGCGACUCACGAAAGAAGGGAGCGAUGAUAUGUUGGACUACACUGCAAAAUUUUCUCUGGACAAUGAAAACGCAUUUGGUGUCAGAGUCAUGAAAGGCAAACCAGAAGAAUUUUCACAAAAUGUCGGCCUGCUUACUUUGUACCUCCCAGGUAAAGUAUUGAGCUUUAGUGCUUUCAAAUCCCUUCCUGACGACAAUGGAUUAGAUGAAUCAUCUUUAGGCGUUGCUGUUGCGUCCAAUGACAAGAAAAUUGCAUUGAAAUACACCACCAGUACGGAGGAAUACUCGUCUACAAAUGAACUUUCAUUCAGUCACUUUGCACUCUCGCAUGAAGUUGCUAUUCGGAUCCACUGCAGCCCAAUAGUCAAACGUAUUCAAGUCAUUUACUCAGAAGAUGUUGUUGAUAUGUUUACAGCUGAGUUACAAACUUUUGAUUUUGAAGAAAAUGGGACGAAUGAAUCAUCAUCCAGUCUCAUAAUCCUUCAUAGUGCUACAAAUUUGUUGUUCUCAGUAAAACUGUACUCUCAAGAAAAUAUUUGGGAAAACAAAGUGGGUGCUACUAUAUCAUACCACAGUCUCCUGACGGAUUCAACUAGAGUUUUUCAAAUUAUACGUGAAUUCAAUAAAACUAGUUCAGAAAUGGACCUGACAGUGAAAAGUAACCUUAAUCAAUUGAAGAUUGGAGGAGGCAUUCUUGCGGACGGUUUCAUUGCUAAAGUGCAAACAAACCACAAAGAACCACUCGUAUUUAAAAUGAGUACUGUCAACAAGAGAGAAAAACAAAUGGAGUUACAUUAUGGCGACUUAAGAGCUUGCAGAGUUUAUGUGGGAAUGCCAAACAACAAGAAAAUAGUUGCAGAGGCAUCAAUGAAGUUGUUUGAUUCAGAGGAAACUGAUGCUCUCUUCAUGCUGCAACUGAAUAGCUCCAGGUUAUUGUGGGGCAAGAUUCUUGUUCCCUCCGUAACACUGAGUGCAGCGAAAGAUAUUUUUGAGGAGUACAGUGAUUUGCCAGUUGUUGUCGAGCAUAUUUACCUCGGAUUUUUGGAGUUAGGCCAAGAAAAUUUCCUCGCACCUUUUACUGUCAUUCCUGCCAAGUUUGCUGACUUCUUGGAAUUGCUGUUGCUGAAAACUACUCAUGAGUCGCGACAAGUCGGUGAAAGUUUUGAGAAGGUUGGCAAGAUAGGGGCUGUAUUGUUGGACACCAAUCAGUUUUACUGCAAGGAUAUUUACAACGGUCUGAAAUCAUAUGUUGCUGUUUUGGAGGAGGAAUUUUCUGGUUUUUUCAAGCUGGUUGUCGAGGUUGUCAGUUCCCUGAAGUUUGCUGCAAAGGAGUUCGUUCUUUCAAUUCGACAAGGUUUCGUUUUGAGCCACAGUAGAAUGUCAGCUGUCAUAGAGGAUAUCAAGGACGUGAGUUUAUCACUGAAGUUAGUCUCCAUGAAUUUGUGGAAUGAUAUAAUGAGAGUGAAUUUCAACACACGGAAUUUCUUGGAGUCGCUGGUUAUUUCAUUGCGGCAUCAGCUUGUCAUUUUUGAGCGGACUGUCAUUUAUCAAAUACAAAUCUUAGAAGAGAUUGUCGAGCAAAUUCUGCUCCGGUUUGAAAAUUACAUCCUCACCAGGGGCAUUGUUUUGCAAACUUACUAUGACCACUUUGAUGAAUCCAUCCUCCAGCUAGAAGACAAAAUAAAUGGGAAUCUAGAUGCUCUCAAAGAUGAUUUAUUCCGGAUGGAAGAAUCUCAAUACUUGAUACUGUUAAUUGAAAGAAAUUAUCCUUGGCUGUCACAAAAUCAUCUCGGCAAUUUAAUCAAGAAGUUAAAAUAUUUCAUGGAUAUGAUCACUGAACUGGUCGUCGAGGAUCUCAAAUCGAACUUUGGAGAAUAUAUCAACUCCAUCCAAACCUCCAUGUUGACCACAAUUGAUAGGCUAGAAAACUACAUCAACUAUCCUGUGUUCAAAAAUUCUUUUGAUUUUAUCAAUCGUGUUUAUCAGAAACUUGUGUGGUUGAGGAAGUAUCACGCCAUUUCGCUAAAAAUGCAAGAAAAUGUCCGUAGACUGGUCCAGACGAUCAACAGCUAUGCAAAUGAACUAGAAGUAGCCCUGAAUCCAUCAGCAGAAAAUAGUGAGGAGGAGAGUGAAGAACUGAACACAGUUGUGAACAUGGAUUCCAACUCGAUUGAGUUUUCUCAGGAGCUGCCAAUCGAUUGGGAUGGCUUUGACACCAAGCCGCACUUUGAACAGCUGCAGCAAACACAAAAUCAAGACACAGCCUCCGUUGAACUCAAUAGUUUCAAUACGCAUCGACAUCAAAUUUUGAGUGGCUUAUAUUAUGGUUUAAUGAACAUUGCGGCAGACAAUGCCUCCUUCUCUUCACUGGUGCCUCCAUUUCAAGCCAAAGGUCUACUGAUUGGCAGUCAGUACUUUAUCACCUUUGAUGGAAAAGUGUACAAUUUCAGCAGCACAGAUUGCAGGUACAUCCUGGCAGGAGACUUCAAACAGAAUAGAGCCUUCAUAACUGUGAAUUAUGUCAACCAGGAUGGUGUUCCAACAAAAAAAUCAGUCUCGGUCAUGAGCCAUGGGACGGAAAUAGAAAUAAACCAUCUAGACAGAAGAGUCUACGUUAACGGAAAUGUAACUGAGCUACCAUUUGCUAGCCGCUCGAUCACUGUGACUCUCGAUGAACCUAAUCGGAUUGUCGCGAAGACCGUUAAUGGUUUCAUUGUUGAUUGCAACUUUUACAAUGAUAUAUGCAGCAUUCAGAUUAAUGGCUGGAUGUUUGGUAAAACCGGUGGUCUGCUUGGCACCUACGAUAAUGAGCCAGCAAACGACUUUACAUUGCCGAACGGCACAGUCGUCGAACAAGCCAGUGUAUUCGCUAGCAGCUGGGCUUUGCGUAAUUGCCAAAACAUGACCAGUGAACUGAUUCCAAAGAGCGAACAUGUUGCAAAAAGUGAAGUGUCUAAGACAAUAGCCAACUGUGAGUUCUAUUUUAGGUCUAAAAUUUCACCAUUUCGAUCUUGUUUUCCUAAAGUCAACCCUGAGCCGUUUGCGGAGCUCUGUAAUCUUGGCUUGAGACAUCCUUCAUUUUGUUCGGCCGCUGCUGCCUACCUUGCGUCUUGUAACAUGAAAUCAAUAUUGAACCUGCCCGCAGAAUGUGCUUACAAUGAAUCUUAUUCAGAUUCUGCUGAAAAAAGCGGAGUUAAGAUUGCAGACGCAACAUUUGUCGUGGAAGAUCAUUCUUGUAUUCUUGGUUCAGAAUUAGAGUAUAUUUCUUCAAUGUUAUCAAAUGUAUUCCAUACAGAAUAUGAUCUUGUCAACAUUGCUGUUGUCGGAUUCAGUGGAAAUGCUUUCCCGGAACCACGGAUCCGGACUAUGAAUGGAAAAAUGUGGACUCAAAAUCCAAACUUAGUUAAAAAAACUCUCAGCAGCGAUCGCCGUUUCUGGUCAGACAGUCCUACUACCAAUGCCGCAAUCAUUGAUGCAUUAAAAUAUUCAACAAAUUUACAGUGGCAUGUAAAUGCGUCCAGAACUGUCAUUUUAAUCCUGUGUCAAGACCUAUUUACAGACUACCUGGAACUUCUGCCUGAGCUCACAGAAAAGCGUAUCAAUCUACAAGUCAUCAGAAUGGAGAAUACCGGCUCUACGAAAAGUACAGCUCAGUCUUCAAGAAUAAGUAUACCUUUUCACCUCAUCAAAACUUCGGACAGUUACGCCAGGACAGUAAUGCGUUCUUAUUUAGCGGCAGCCUAUGACUCAAGUUCAACGCGCAGCGUUCAGUCCUACCACCCUUGGGCUAAAUUUGAGCAGGAUCUUGACAGUUUCAGUGAAGACUCGCUCUCAAAUGAAGCCGCAAGUGAAGAAUCCAGGCUGCAAAAUACCCCUCAGGUCAGGUCUUCAUCCUCCACAUCUAUUUCAUUAUCUUCCCCUCGUCCAUCCAUUAUCCGCAAAGCUACAACUGAGCCUCCGAUAACCACAAUUAAUCUUGAAGAUUAUGACAGUGAUUACAGCAAUUACAGUAAUGAAUAAGUUUUUAAUUUGUAUCAGUUCAAAGUUUCAAAGAUGGAAGUAUAAGUGGACUUCUCAGUAUUGAAGGAAAAAUCCACGAAUGUUUACAAUGCCAAAUAAUUUGGAUCAAUUUAAAGAAUGAACAAUGCUCAUAAAAUUUUAAGGAGCCCUCAAUUUUUAUUUUGUAGAGAAAUAACUUUUCAAAUGGUUUGUAGAACGUAUGCAUCAUCAUUGGUAGCCCUUUAGGUGCGAUUAGAUAUCGAUGGUUAAACUAUGAAAGCAUUUAUCUUGAUUAGCAAGUUUUAAAAUUUCUCCUACCUUUUUAUAUUUUGAGCAAGUAUUGCUGUAUAUUUGUUUACUAACUUUCAAGAGAAUAUUCCUGUAAACAGGAGGAAAAUCUUUUGCAAUAAUGAUGAUCAGGUAUCUCUCAAGUAUGUGAAAUCUCAAGAAAUGAGAAAACUGUGGUGCUCCAAAUACAUGGUUUUGUCCAGCCGAGGGUAAAUUCAUUGUAUAGCAUUAUAUUGUUCAAUGUGUAUAUUUGUUGAACAUGUUUUAAAUAAGGAAUGUUUGACUAUGUUCCCCUGGUGUGCUCCAAUGAGAGCAGAACGGAUGGCGAUCUGUCAAUAGCCCUGAUUUCUUUGCCCUUUUGACCACCCUCAACCAAGGUUCUUGAGAGCAAAGUAGUGCUCAACCAAAAAAUCUGAAAA